CCAUCGGGCCCGGCAGGGCCUGCACCUGCGCCCGCAGCGCUCGCCUCCGCACGCCGCGCCGCAGCCCAUGGCCCCUACGCGGCUGCAGCUGGGCCUCCGCGCCGCCUACGCCGGCGUCAGCUCGGUAGCCGGCUUCUCCAUCUUCCUCGUCUGGACCGUGGUCUACAGACAGCCGGCGACCGCGGCCAUGGGCGGGCUCGCAGGUGUGCUGGCGCUCUGGGUGCUGGUGACGCAUAUCAUGUACAAGCAGGACUACUGGAGGACCUGGCUCAAGGGGCUUCGUGGCUUCUUCUUCGUGGGUGUUCUCUUCGCCACCGUCUCCGUGGCCGCCUUCUGCACCUUCCUCGCGCUGGCCAUCACCCAACACCAGAGCCUCACUGACCCCGGCGGCUACUACCUGUCGUGUGUGUGGAGCUGCAUCUCCUUCAAGUGGGCCUUCCUGCUGGGCCUGUACGCCCACCGCUACCGGGCGGACUUCGCCGACAUCAGCAUCCUCAGCGACUUCUGACCUGGAUGGGGCCGGCAGGCACCCAGGACUCUGGCAGGAAACAGGUCUCAGGACGAGGGGCGUGGGGGCGGGGUCCUGCCUCAGGGCCGCCGUGACACUGAUGAAGUGUGACGGGUGGGGUGGGGACCCUGUGGCCUGCUGCCCCGGCCGCCGCCCUGGGGGCUGUCAGCAGCCCCCUCCCGAGGGCCGGCGUGCCACUCGCCUCACACACACGUGUGCUCGCACCCGCCUGCCCGGGGGGCACGGGGGGCAGUGCUGCUGCCCCACACCUGCUCCCUGCACCGCGCCCCUCACUGCCCCUCCACUACGGGGCUGCCCCGCCGCCGCCCUCUCCCACGUGGAGGCCCUGCCCCAGCGCUGCCUUAUCUGUGGUCACUGCGCCGGCCCUUUGGAUUGACCCUGGUUUCUCGCGGGGCGGAGACCUUCGGGAAGGGGCCGUGCCCAGGGCUGCAGCGCUGUCACGCCGGUCACGCCAUCCCCACCUCGAGGCCCUGCCCAGCUGCUGCAGGCUCAGGAGCAGGCCUGGAAAGGCCGGGCAGGCCCAGAGCCGCGAAGGCAGGGCUCCCUCCCUUGGUGCGGCCUCCUGUCCUCACGGGCGGGCAGCAGGGCCAGGUAGGUGGAGAACAGGCUCCUCCUGAAGGGCUGCAGCCCAGCCCGCACGCGGCUCAGAACUGCACGGUCCUCUCACAGGCGUUUUUAAAGCAAAUAAAACAUUUAUUGUUCAGA
Lepus europaeus (European hare) is the source of this 1234-nucleotide messenger RNA. It is a transcript of the gene SLC48A1, whose product is annotated as solute carrier family 48 member 1. Bases 68 to 508 code for a protein of 146 amino acids. Gene Ontology annotation, cellular component: plasma membrane; lysosomal membrane. Lineage: Eukaryota; Metazoa; Chordata; Mammalia; Lagomorpha; Leporidae. Gene Ontology annotation, molecular function: heme binding; heme transmembrane transporter activity. Gene Ontology annotation, biological process: heme transport. The record is from RefSeq and is a predicted model, not a curated record. The transcript has 3 exons.